This is a messenger RNA of Exophiala xenobiotica, 3550 nucleotides long. Its product is annotated as protein hir1. Gene Ontology annotation, molecular function: protein binding; nucleosome binding. Bases 157 to 3288 code for a protein of 1043 amino acids. Gene Ontology annotation, cellular component: HIR complex; nucleus. Gene Ontology annotation, biological process: DNA-templated transcription; chromatin remodeling; regulation of DNA-templated transcription. Lineage: Eukaryota; Fungi; Ascomycota; Eurotiomycetes; Chaetothyriales; Herpotrichiellaceae. The record is from RefSeq and is a predicted model, not a curated record. The transcript has 4 exons.
ACGGCGCCAGCAAACCUCUCUUCAUUUUCUGAUCAAACGCUCGACACCGAUCAUUCUCAUCCAAGACUGAUUCUCUAUCGCUUCUUUCUUCCUCCCAAGCACUGAGUCGUUCCUUCGCAAUGCAUAUUCGACGAAGACCUCAGAGAUAGUCUAACCAUGCACAUCAUCAAGCCGAUCUGGCUGACCCAUGGAGGCGAGAAGAAGGACUUCGAGGUCUACAGUUGCCAUGUCUCCCCGGAUGGCCAACGUUUGGUCACCGCAGCCGGAGAUGGCUACGUACGAAUCUGGUCGACCGAAGCAAUCUACAACGCCACAAAUGCAAAAUAUGACAAGCCGAAACAGCUUGCGUCGAUGAGUUACCACUCUGGCACAAUCCACACAGUGCGCUUUUCACCCGGGGGCAAAUUCCUGGCUUCUGGGGCGGACGACAAGAUUGUUUGCAUAUAUACACUCGACCCAAGUCCGCCGAGUCAUGCUGCAUUCGGUUCAAAUGAGACACCUCCGGUGGAAAACUGGCGCAUAUUUCGCAGACUGAUCGGUCACGACAAUGACGUGCAAGAUCUAGGGUGGUCAUACGAUGGGACGAUAUUGGUAUCGGUCGGUCUGGACUCCAAGGUGGUUGUAUGGUCGGGCUUUACCUUCGAAAAGCUCAAGACUUUGCCAAACCAUUCCAGCCAUGUCAAAGGUAUCACUUUCGAUCCGGCGAACAAGUACUUUGCCACAGCCAGUGAUGACCGAACGAUCCGAAUCUUCCGAUUCACUUCUCCCACUCAGAACUACACAACUCACGAUGCUAUGAACAACUUUAUCCUCGAACAGACUAUUUCUGCUCCAUUUGUCAAUUCCCCGCUAACCACUUACUUUCGGAGGUGUUCAUGGGCACCUGAUGGUCAACACAUUGCAGCCGCCAAUGCGGUCAACGGACCCGUGAGCGCGAUCGCUAUCAUCAAUCGAGGAACAUGGGACGGUGAUACCACAUUGAUUGGUCACGAGGGACCGGUGGAAGUUUGUGCCUUUUCACCUCGACUGUAUGGUGCAGAACCAGUGGGUCGAGCCCUACCCGAGGGCCAUGUAGCUCCGCACACCACAGUUAUUGCCUGUGGAGGAGCGGACAAAUGUCUGAGCAUUUGGACUACGAGUAGCCCCCGACCACUCGUCGUGCAGCAAGAUGUGGCAGGAAAAGCAAUCUCUGAUAUCGUUUGGAGUCCGGAUGGCCAAACCCUGUUUGCCACCGCUUUGGAUGGCACAAUCUUGACUGUCAUGUUCGAACCAGGAGAACUAGGUUAUCCGAGACCGGUUGAAGAGAAUGACCGAUCGCUUAGUAAGUUUGGUACUUCGAGAAAGGGUCUUGGGUUUCCAGAAACGACCGACGCUUUACUCCUAGAAGAGAUGAGCAAGGCCGGCGAGUUGAAAGGCGUCGAAGGACGAAUGGGUGCGCUGAUGGGUGACUCACACUCAUCUCAACCUGCAGCAGCUACGACAAUACCAACGACAAACGGUACCACCAUCACAGAAAAUCUGCCCAACGGAUCUGAACCUGCCGUCAACGGUCAUUCAGCAGCAAAGCAGGACGAACAGAAUCAGGCGAAGCUCGAAAGACUGAAGAACCGGGUCGAAAUCACUAAGGAUGGCAAGAAAAGAAUACGACCCUUAUUGGUGUCUGGGGCUGGCGGAGCCGAGUCGUCUUUGCCGCAGACGAAGCUUGUUAGCGCAACUGCAAAUAUUCAGGGAACUGUGGAUGCGCCGCAGUCGAUUCUCGAUCUUUCGAAGCCAUUCGAUGGUCUCCCCAAGGGAGGCCUAACAGCCCUGCUUCUGGGGAACAAGCGAAAGUACGCGCAGAUAGAGGGCGAGGAGGAAGGGACCACUGAGAAACGAGUUGUCGCUUCAAGUCAAAAAGGCGCUACACCAAUUGUCGUUAAUGGCGCCGAUGGUUUGCUUCCAGCACAACCUCAACCACCAGUGACGGGACAACAGGUCGCUCCAGAAUUCAUCCGACCCGCAGUAAUCAAUCCGGCACUGAGUGUCAGCCAGCUUCGUCUUGCAGUCCCGAAAGUCAGGUCACAUAUUGUCCAAGGCAUCGAUUCCUCCGGCAAGCCUGCUGAUGCUGGUGGCGAUGCUAGCAAGAGACCAGAGUUCGUCUUCGAAGCUCGAAAUCCUUCCGGCCCAUCCCUAACACCCCGAGCCCAAGACCGAGAACCUAGCCGCAUCACACUCACACGGAAGGAUCAGCCACUAUGGCAAGAUUUCCUACCUCGCCCUGUUCUCUUAGUGACCGGAAAUCAGAACUUUUGGGCCGCGGGAGACGAAACAGGCGCCAUCUAUCUUUGGACGCCGCAUGGCCGACGGCUAAACAGUGCUCUGGUCAUGGAAGCGCAGCCUGUUAUCCUGGCGUCGUACGACUCCUGGUUGCUCUGCAUCACAGCAGUUGGAAUGUGCUAUGUGUGGAAUGUCAAGACCAUGUCGUCACCUCAUCCGCCAGUAUCGCUGGCGCCUGUUCUUGAUGCGGCCAUCCAUUCUCUGGCAGCGCAUCCCACAGGGGCACCCGCAAUCACACAAGCUCGGCUAAACUCCGAGGGUCGAGUGAUCAUCAGCUUGUCGAACGGAGACGGCUACGCGUAUUCACCCCAGAUGUACUGUUGGCAGCGACUGUCGGAAGUAUGGUGGGCGGUCGGAAGUCAGUAUUGGAACACUACCGAUUCAUCCGUUGGCAAUGUCCACCCGUCAAAAGCACAGAAUGAUGUCGAGAGGUCUGUCGAUGUGUCUGCAGGUAUUGUUCCAUGGCUGGAAAAGAAUACGACUUCAGAAACGUUGUUACGCGGACGGGCAUACUUCCUACAGCGGCUAAUCAAGGUGCUAUUGUCCAGAGAAGGGUUCGAGAGUUUCGAGUCUGGAGUGUCAAUAGCACAUCUUGAAAAUCGCAUAGCUGCGGCGCUAAUGCUAGGCGCAAAGGACGAGUUCAGGAUAUACCUGCUGAUGUAUGCGAAGCGACUAGGCGCGGAAGGGUUGAGACUGAAAGUUGAGGAGCUCCUGCGGACACUCAUUGGGGGUAUUGUGGAGCAGCCGGAUCAGAAUGGCGAGAGUGCUGCAGCCAAGAUGAAUGUUGUGGAAGGUCGGAACUGGCAAGAGGACUCCAAGACGAUCUGUGGGUGGCCGAGAGAAGAACUCCUACGAGAUGUUGUCUUGAUACUUGGGAAACACCGCGAUCUGCAGCGGAUCAUUGUGCCUUUUUCGAGGAUGCUGCAUAUUGUGGCUGGUGAAGUCGAGGAUCAGGACACGAUGGCUUCGUGAUUGUGCUGAACUCAGGGAAUCAGCGUGUUUCAGUCUGGAGAAGGCGACUCUUGGGCCUGGCUGAGUGUUUGAUGACAGGAUUCCUUGUAUGAACAUUGCGACAUAGCUGGCGGCGUAGGAGGUCUUGGAAUUGGCGGCACUUCAGGGUAUUGCUAGGGAAGCGCUCCAAUGCCACGACUUGCGGUGGGCUAUUUUAAACACAGUCGCCCUUAUUGACGACGGCAGAGAAAGAUGAAACGGUACGGAAUGAGUAAGUCACUUC